ACAGAUGACUUUGAUGCCGGGCUGCCUUUCAGUCGUAUGGGAAUUCAAGAUCGCAUACUCGCCUCCGUAGUGUCCCCUCAAUAUCCACAACGGGUAUCUGGUCCUUUUGUGCCGCGGAGUCAGUCACAAACACCUCUCUGCAUCCUGCCGAACGUUCUCCAGAAGCGAAAGCGCCAGAGAGACAGCCUCGCCUAUCCCAACGCACAGCAUAGCGAAUCAGGAGACAGUCUCCCGCGACGUCCACGUAAACGUCAUAUGUUCUCCUUGGGGCUGUCAUCAUUUUCAUCAGCAGAAAGUUCAUCCGACAUCGCGAUUAUAGAAGUACAUAACUCUGCAAUUACUAAACGUAACCACGACGCUGGAUCAACUAUUCACCCGAUAUAUGCGUCGCAAAUACUCCUCCCGAUGACCACGCGUCAUCUGCUCCCCGUUACCUUACUCCCCCCUUCAAAGCUAUGUCAAAAUACAAAUCCCAUGAGUCACCAUUCCAUUGGUCUUCACGAAAUGAUCAGGAGCAUGAGAAGGCCGCCGACCCCAAUCGCGCCUACGAACGUGCCCCUGAAUUUACUCUCACCGUGAACGGUACCAGUCCUGUUGUGUGUCUUAAGGACUCUCCUCCUGUACCGGCGAUCGACUUCACCAAACUGCAAUUUCCUUCCAAGAACCGUUUGCGCUUUCCUCUUCUACGUUUAAAACCAGUUACUGCAACUGCCAAAGUCGGGAGCAGGGAGGAUGGUGAAAAUUCUGCUAGGCCGACAGCCCCAAAUCGUAUACGCAACCAAUUUGCGCAGGAUGUGCCUUCGGCUGCACAGCAACCAGGCAAGUCAGCGGUGCCAGGGGCCUGCAGUAACGGAAACUACGAGGAUACGGAAACCGCAUUGUCCGUCACACACCGAGGCACGCGGGUGGAAUCCUCUAGUUCUCCUAGACGCCUUGGCGAAGCUAUUGACUCCAGACACGACACGGUGACUUAUCACAUGGAUCAACUUAUACGGACGAGAAAACGUACUACAGAUCGCGAUGAGGUCCGGUUUGUAACGCUAUGGGAGAGUAAUGCGAUGUGGAAGGGUAUGAGAUUUUGGCAUGAAAACCUGAAAAAGCCGACGUGGAGUGCAGAUGCAGAUAUGUAGUAUCAUAGGAUAUUUUAAAUGUACAUCCAUGUCGACCUCAAUCGAGCUGAGGGGAGUUGCAACUUGUUGUCGUACUGCGCAGCUGCACCACUUUGCACUAUCCCAUGCCGGAAGUUCAUAAGUUUCGGAGAUGAAGACACUGGAAGUCUUAUGUACAGGAUUGAGUCUACUGACUUCGGCUGUAAAGGAACCCCAGUUGGCGUA
Suillus subaureus is the source of this 1334-nucleotide messenger RNA. RefSeq lists its product as uncharacterized. NCBI's taxonomy places the organism in Eukaryota, Fungi, Basidiomycota, Agaricomycetes, Boletales, Suillaceae. The record is from RefSeq and is a predicted model, not a curated record. The transcript has a single exon. The coding region runs from base 456 to 1130 and encodes 224 amino acids.